Molecule: messenger RNA, 239 nt
Organism: Pelobates cultripes (western spadefoot toad)
Lineage: Eukaryota; Metazoa; Chordata; Amphibia; Anura; Pelobatidae
Source: the annotation of a GenBank genome assembly
AUGGAGACAGGCCCACGCACCAAGUGUACUGGUGUUAUGGAGACAGGCUCAGGCACUGAAUUUAGUGGUGUUAUGGAGACAAGCUCAGGCACAAAGUGUAGGGAUGUUGUUGAGACAAGCUCAGGCACUGAGUGUAGUGGUGUUGUGGAGACAGGCUCAGGCACUGAGUGUAGUGGUGUUGUGGAGACAGGCUCAGAAACUGAGGGCAGUGGUAUUGUGGAGACGGGCUCAGGCACUGA